AUGGCCGCUGCAACGAUUAACCCAAAGGCUUUCCCGCUUGCGGACGCUGAAUUAACAAAUCAGAUACUCGAUCUGGUCCAGCAAGCUAUGCACUAUAAACAGUUAAAAAAAGGUGCUAACGAAGCUACAAAAACACUUAAUCGUGGUAUGUCAGAAUUCAUCGUGAUGACCGCUGAUGCACAACCAAUAGAGAUUUUAUUACAUCUACCAUUAUUGUGUGAAGACAAAAACGUUCCAUAUGUUUUCGUCCCUUCAAAAACCGCUCUUGGCCGCGCUUGUGGUGUCUCUCGUGCUGUUAUUGCCGCUUCAAUUACUAGUAAUGAAGCUUCGGAACUUAGACCUCAAAUUCAGGCCAUUAAAACUCAAAUUGAAAGAUUAUUAAUAUGA
This is a messenger RNA of Dentiscutata erythropus, 387 nucleotides long. NCBI's taxonomy places the organism in Eukaryota, Fungi, Glomeromycota, Glomeromycetes, Diversisporales, Gigasporaceae. The record is from the annotation of a GenBank genome assembly.